AUCAGGAGCCCCGUCCCUUUAUCGCCCUAUUUGUUCGAAAAAAUCCCCAAAAUCUUUUAAACCCUAAUUUCCCAAUUCCCCGCACUCUCUUUCACACAGUCACACACUAAAACAGUAGUAGUAAAAUGUUAGGUGGCUUAUACGGCGACCUACCACCACCGUCCUCCUCCGCCGACGAUGAUAAGGCCACGUCCACCUCCACCACCAAUGUCUGGUCUAGCACCAGCAAAUUGGCGCCACCCACCCUGCGGAAACCCUUGCCCCCUCCCCAAACCAUCCUCAAAUCUCAGCCAAAACCAAAACCCCUGCCCCAAUUGAUAUCUAAGCCCCCUGCCGACGAAAAUGUAAACCCUAACCCCAAUAAGGAGAUGAUGAGCACGGUGCCGUUUCAGCCGGCUUUGGUGGGCGUUACGAGUUCGGUGAUGGAAGAGUACGACCCAGCUAGACCGAAUGACUAUGAGGAGUAUAAGAGAGAGAAGAAACGGAAGCAAGCGGAGGCAGAGAUGAGGAGAGAGUUGGAGGAGAGGGAGAGGAGGGAGAGGGAGAAGGAGGAGAAGGAGAGGAGGGAAAGAGAGAGGGAGAGAGAACGGGAUUUGAAUAUUUCCGGUGAGGAGGCUUGGCGGCGCAGGGCGGCAAUGAGUGGAGGAGGAGGAGGAGGAGGAGGAGGGCAAAGAUCGCCGUCACCUCCAGUGAGUGGAGGGAAUGGGGCUGGAGAAGGGUUUAGUAUUGGGAAAUCGGAGAGUGGAGGGUUAGGUCUGAGUGCGGAAGGGAAAAUGACUGCAGCGCAAAGGAUGAUGGCAAAAAUGGGGUGGAAACAAGGGCAGGGAUUGGGCAAACAAGAGCAGGGUAUUACAACGCCAUUGAUGGUGAAGAAGACGGAUAGACGAGCUGGAUCAAUUGUGAAUGCUAGUGCUUCUAAACAGCAAGAGCAGCCCCCUGAUAAGAAGGUCAAGAGUGUGAGCUUUAACGGGCCACCUACUCGGGUUUUGUUACUGAGGAAUAUGGUUGGCCCUGGAGAGGUAGACGAUGAUUUGGAAGGUGAGAUAGCAGAAGAGUGCCAGAAGUAUGGUACAGUGAAUCGAGUCCUAAUAUUUGAGAUAACAGAGCCAAAUUUCCCUCAUGAUGAAGCAGUUCGUAUCUUUGUUCAGUUUGAGAGAGCAGAACAAUCAACCAAAGCCCUUAUUGACCUAGAAGGUCGCUUUUUUGGGGGGCGCGUUGUUCACGCCUGCUUCUAUGAUGAAGAGAGGUUUGCUAAAAACGAGUUGGCUCCCUUGCCAGGAGAAAUCCCUGGCUUUUGAACUGAAUGGUUCAAGCAUAUGCUUAUAAGCUUUCGCUGCUUUGGGGCUAUGCUCUCAUAUGGGUAUAGGUAUAGUUAAGUUCCUUAUUGAAAUACGUGUAGUUUAUGCUUCGAUCUGUUAAGUACUUGCUUGAUUGACAACAUUUGGCUUGCCAUUCUUUGAGCAUAGCUGUGGUUUCUCUAAUCUCAACAUAAUUUUGAAAUUGUUAUUACGAGUU
This is a messenger RNA of Coffea eugenioides, 1515 nucleotides long. Its product is annotated as DNA-damage-repair/toleration protein DRT111, chloroplastic. The coding region runs from base 126 to 1298 and encodes 390 amino acids. Gene Ontology annotation, cellular component: precatalytic spliceosome. Gene Ontology annotation, molecular function: nucleic acid binding. The transcript has 2 exons. The record is from RefSeq and is a predicted model, not a curated record. NCBI's taxonomy places the organism in Eukaryota, Viridiplantae, Streptophyta, Magnoliopsida, Gentianales, Rubiaceae. Gene Ontology annotation, biological process: mRNA cis splicing, via spliceosome.